AGAAAUCUAUGACGGUCGCUAGAGUGAACGGGAAAGGCAGGUCGAUAACAACAGUAAUACGUCGCGGUGGUGAUAGUUUAGUGAUGGAGCGAAAAUGACGGACAUAAUUAAGGCUGUUAGAGAAGAAAACCUUGAAGAGGUUCAACAAUUGUUAGAAUCAGAUUCGGAUGUUAAGGGCGUCGAUGAACAUGGUCGUACAGCUCUUCACUAUUGCGCCGAAUCUUCUAAAACAGAUAUAGCUAAACUACUGCUGGAGAAGGAUGCUACGAUUGCUAAUUGUCGGGAUAAGGAUGACGGAUAUACGCCUCUCCACCUGGCCGUUAUAUCGUCAAAUAUCGAGUUAAUAAAAUGUCUUAUUUCCUAUAAAGCUGACCCAAAUAUUCUUGAUAAUGAAAGUCAUAGUACUAUGCACUGGGCUUCAGUUUGCGGCCAGGAUGAAGUUAUUACACUUUUAAUGGAGGCCGGUGCCAAUCCUAAUUCCAAAGACGCGUUUGGUGCCACACCCCUUCACUAUGCGGCUCAAUUGUGCUCUAACAAAACUGAAAAUGAUGAUAUCGAGUCUGCUAAGGGAAUCCUUGAAAAAUUUUUGGGAUAUGACUGUGAAGUGGACUCACAAGACGAAACCGGUCGUUCCGCUUUACUUUGGGCUGCCUGCGUUGGUACCCAGCACGCUUGUAAAAUGCUCAUCGAUAAAGGAGCAAAUGUCAAUUUUUCCGAUAAUGAUGGAUUAAGUGCUUUACAUUGUGCAGCUUCGCAGGGCUUUGAAGAAGUUAUUAACUUUUUAGCUGGUUCAGCAAAAGUAGACGCCGAAGAUAAAAAUGGUUGUACACCCUUAUAUUAUGCUGUCAGCCAUGGGCACGUAAAGGCUACUAAGGCUCUACUAGAGAAUGGUGCUAAUCCUUCACAAACUGAUUUCAAAGGAAGAAGUCCAGCACAUUGUGCAGCUUCAAAAGGUCAUUUGGAUUGUUUAAAAGUGUUACAAGAGUUCAAGGGAGACUUAUGGUUGCCAAACAGAAAGCAAGAACGAGCCAUCCAUGAGGCUUGCUUGGAAGGCCAUAAUGAAAUUGUCGACUAUUUAUUAUCGGUUGCUAAAGAUAAGGAGAGUGUAAAUAAAGCAAAUGCUGACGGCCGAACGUGCCUUCACAUUGCCACAUUGACAAAUAACAUAGAUUUGUGUAAACUGUUGGUUGAUAAGGACGCUGAUUUGGAUGUAAUUUAUGAGAUUAAGGACAGAUCGUUGAAACCAUAUGAUAUAGCCGUUUACAAGAAACAUUUUAAAUGUGCUGAAAUUGUUAAGCCACAGAUUAAAAAGGCAGAUGAUGACAAAAAUGAUGAAAACAAAGACGAGGCGGAGGAAGAAAUAAAGAAUGAUUCUAAACCUGAAGAAAUUGAAAGUAAAGCAAAUGUUAGUGAAGAAACUGAGCAAAUAUCGGAGGAUACGCCUGAAGAGAAGAAAGAAGAGUUUCAAACAGAUGACAAUAAAACUAUAGAACAACCCGAUGAGAAACCAAUAGAUGAAGAGAAGACAGCUGAAUCAAAUCUUGAAUCAACACAUCCAGAGGAAUCAAAUGCUGAAAAGGAAAAACUUGAAGAAAAUACUACUGAAUCAAAUAGUGAAUUAAAACAAACUAAUUCUGAAGAGGCAGAAGUGAAUGAGCCAAAAUCAGAGAAGAAGGUCGACGAUACAAAAUCCGCAGGUUCAGCCGAAGAGAAAGAUACUGAUAUUGAAAAGGAAGAAGAUAGCAAGGUUGAAGCGAAAGUAUCGAAUGAUAGUGAAAGAGAAGCAGGAACUGCUGAAGUCACUAGGGUUGAAACAACCUCUUCGGAAGAUAAUAAGGUAGAAUCAAAAACCUCGGAAGAUAAUAUAGUAGCAGCAAAGACAUCGGAAGAUAACAAGGUAGAAGCAAAGACAUCGGAGGAUAACAAGGUAGAGGCAAAGACAUCGGAAGAUAACAAUAUAGAAUCAAAGACAUCGAAAGAUAACAAGGUAGAAGCAAAGACAUCGGAGGAUAACAAGGUAGAGGCAAAGACAUCGGAAGAUAACAAGGUAGAAGCAAAGGCAUCAGAAGAUAAUAAUGUUGAAGCAAAAACUUCGGAAGAUAACAAGGCUGAAGCAAAAACAUCGAAUGAAGUUAAACCUACAGAAAGUAAUCAAGUCGAAACAAAUAAAUCAGCUAACAAAGAAGGUUCAAUCAAGUCGAGUGAAAUGAAGACAGAAGAUCAAAGUAAAGCAAAUGAGGAUAAGCUAUCUAGUCAAAGUGGUGAACAUAAACCUGCAGAGCAGAGAAAUAAUCAAGCAAAUUUGACUCAGGAAACUGAAAGACUUGAAACUGACAAAAAGUCAGCAUCAAAAACUACUGUUGGUAACGGUGAUAAUAGCAAAAGCAGUAAUAAUCCAAAGAGAGAAACUUUUCCAAUAUCAGUUCCCGUUCCUAUCCCUCCCGUCUCUACAUAUAGUGACAAAAAGCGCAGAGAUACUCGAGCUCCUAGUCGAAGAGCAUCAUCUAGAGCUAAACCAAUUGAAAAACAGAAAUCUUCUGUUACUGAAAAGAAAUCAAGUAGUCCUUCUAAACCUGCAGUUCAAAAACGACCAACCGAAGCAGUUAAAAGCCCUAAUAAGAACAAUUCUCAAUUCACAAGAGAAUCUACAAAAUCUAAAAUACCAGCAGCUGUUGCGACAGACAAGUCACAAGAUGAAAAAGUCAAUUCAAGCCCCAAGCCUAUGACUUCGCAUUCAAGUGAAAAAACAGAGUCAAAAAUACCCAAUGGUCAGAUUGGAACACCCAUCAAGACAAUUGGAAAUAAGUCAGCUCAAGAAUCUGAAAACAACCAAAGUAGCCCAGAGCAAACAAAUCAAAACGUGACAGAAAACAUUUCACCAGCCGAGAAAGCACAGACUACUGUCAAAGAAACUAAAGUUGAAAAUAAAAAUGAAAAGAAAGAGGAAGUUAGUAGCGAAGCAGUAAUUUCCACAACACAUCUAGAAGAACAAAGUUCCCAAGUGAAGUCGCAAAAUAAUCAGGAAGAUAAUCGUCCAAAUAGCGUUCAAGAGUCAAAAGCGGAAGCUGGUGUAGGCCAAAAUUCAAAGUCGAUUGGGGAAUCAGUCGUCGUUGAUAAACCCAAAGAUAAUAAUGAAACAAUCAAAAAGAAAAUGCAUGAAUCUUCAGUAUUAGAAGCAACUGCCGUGGCAGCUGCGGUUGUGAAUACUUCUCUUGAAGAAUCGCAUGUGAGCGAAGAAAAAGAAAUACCAAAAGAGGCUAGAGAAACUAAAAUUGUACAUAAUUCAAAAGCUGAAGAAGAAAGCAAUCCAAAGGAAACUAAAGAACCUGCAAAUGCUAAAGAAUCAAUUGUUAUCGACUCUAACGAUAAUCAAAAAACUGAACAUACGACAGAGUCCGAUAUUCGAGAUACAGAACGUGCCAAUGAGAAAAGUAACACGAAGAGAAAUGAUUUGAAAGAGGAGCAAGAUCCUAUUGUAGAAAAAAAGAAGCUCAAUCGUAAUAGCAAUAACCCAUCAGUUACUUUGGCAAAUGAUACAAAACGUGACGAAAAGGAGAAAAGUGACAAAAAACCGCAACACAUUAAUCGGUGGGAUAGAAGAGAAAUCAAUACAAAGGAAGAGUACAAUAAGAAGGUAACUAAACCAAUCAAUAAAGACAACCACGACGAAAAGAGUUCUACGUUUGAAUAUAAUAGACCUAUAUUAAAGAGAGAAACAACUGAUUAUAAGAAACAAAAUACUCCAGAUCGAAGAGAACUCUAUAGAAAUCGAACAGAUUUAAAAUCAAGAGAAAAACGACCGGAAACAGGAAAUCCGUACGAAUCUACUUUUAUACCGCCGAUGACCCCUUUGAGACGAGAAAAAACGCAGACGUUUUGUUCGAGAGAACCAACUAUUAUUGAAGAUGCUUCUCAACCACCGCCUCGUUUGAAUCGUGAACGGACAAACGGAAAUGUAUUCCAUAAGAGAUUACCUCUGGUCAGAAGUGACACGUCUCCCAAUUCUACUAGUAGUGAGGGAUCCGUUCGAAAUUUUCGUUUUAGAUACGUUCCUCUUCGCCCUAAGCGUUUGGAAGAAUCGCCUUAUAGACAAGUGGAAAAUCGACCAAAAACUGCACCUAGACCAGGAACGAGACAAGGUUCAAAAAUUCAUUCUAGACCCUCAACAGCUUCUUCAAAUUCCCAAAAACAAAAGUCAAGAAUAGGUUUAGAUCGGCCUAAAGUUGUCUACAAAAGAAUUGACAAUCAUAUACAAGAAGCGGUUAGACUAUUUGAGUUGAAAAAGUUGGCAACACAGGAGCUUAACCGAGCUAAGAGAUUAACUGUGUACAACCAAUAUAGAGGAAGUAUUACCAGUAAAACCAUUUUGAAGACUCUCAUGGAGAAUUAUAAUCAAAAAUCGAUUCCACGCUAUCGUACAACACAGAGCCAGUUUAGGGAUAUAAGAUCGUGGCAGGAUCAUCUAAAAGAUCAAUUAACACAAGUUAACCAAGAUGAAAAGGCUUACGAACAAGAAUUUGGGUGGAGACUCCAGCAUAGACCAUAUUCAACAAAAUGGUUAAUCUACACACCGAAUCAGGGAAAGACUAAAACUGAGAGUAGUCACUAA
This is a messenger RNA of Dimorphilus gyrociliatus, 4609 nucleotides long. The record is from the annotation of a GenBank genome assembly. Lineage: Eukaryota; Metazoa; Annelida; Polychaeta; Dinophilidae.